Messenger RNA from Linum trigynum, 5322 nucleotides. Lineage: Eukaryota; Viridiplantae; Streptophyta; Magnoliopsida; Malpighiales; Linaceae. The record is from the annotation of a GenBank genome assembly.
UCCCAUUUUUUCUUUCCUAUUUCUCUUCAGAACCGAUUCGUUAAGAUUAUCUGGAGCGGCUCCAAUUUCAUCUCCUCCGCAAUUUCUCAGGUUCGCUCCCACCGUCAACUCCGAGAAUUCCCAAUUUUAGCCCCCAGGCGUUUUCUAGGGUUUCACUGCGUUUGUUUCUCCGCCGCUCGAGUUCGAUAAGUAGAUUUUCCUCCGUCUUCUUCGCCGGCCGGUCUCUAUGCAGGCGAUGAAUAUGAGUAUUCACGACCAAAUUAGGGUUCCGCAUGUGAAGCCUAGUAGUAGCCGGAGUGUUUGCCGUUUCUGGCAGCAGGGGAUAUGCAACCGAAGCCCUUGCAAAUUCGCUCACGGCGGAGAACUCCCGCCGAGGCCGCCGCCGCCCCGUUCUUCUCAUGUCUACCUCCGCGGAUCUCGUUCGGAAUCCCAAUCUAAGCCCGUUGGUGGCAGCGCGGCUCCGAAGAAGCGCGAAGAGAAGGUUUGUCGCGAUUGGAAGACUGGGAAUUGCAGCAGAGGAGACGACAAGUGCCGAUUCCUGCACUCCUGGUCACGAGGGGAAGGGUUUUCUAUGCUCGCGAGGCUGGAAGGGCAUAGCAACACUGCUGUUGUUUCGGGGAUCGCUCUGCCUUCCGGAUCUGAUAAGCUUUUUACUGGGAGCAGUGAUGGAGUUGUGCAAGCUUGGGAUUGCACAAGUGGUAAGAUUGUGGGCACCCUGAAUGCUGGUGGGAAAGUUGGGUGUUUGAUUACAGAAGGGGAAUGGCUCUUCGUGGGAUUGCCCAAUGUGGUGAAGGCGUGGAAUCUUCAAACCGGGGUUGAUUGCAGCCUAACUGGCUCAACUGGUCAAGUUUAUGCCCUGGAAGUUGGUAUGGGAUUCUUGUUCGCAGGUGGUUCACCAGAUGGCGUGAUUUUGGCGUGGAAAGGCGGCAGUAGUAGUACUGGUGAGCAACAAGGCAGCAACCCUUUUCAGCCUGCUGCAGCCCUCAAUGGCCACACCAGUGCUGUGAUAUCAAUUGAAGUUGGAGGAGGUGGGAAAUUGUUCUCUGGCUCCAUGGAUGGGACCAUCAAGGUGUGGGAUAUCAAAACCCUCCAGUGCAUUCAGACGAUUGAGAAAGGGCACGACAGCGCGGUGAUGUCCCUCCUCUGCUACUCAGACUUCCUGCUGUCGUGCUCGUUGGACCAGAAGAUCAAGGUGUGGGCUGCCACUGGCGAAGAUGGAAGGUUCGAGGCGGUGUACACGCACGAAGAAGGUGAUGGUGCGAUAUCAAUGUGUGGGGUGGAAGAUCCGGAUGGAAAGCCGGUUCUGUUGUGCUCGUGGAACGACGAUUCGGUUGGGUUGUACGAGCUGCCUUCCUUUGCCGAGAAGGGGAGGAUGUAUGCGAAAGGAGAGGUGAGGAGCAUCAAGGGAGGACCUGGAGGGCUGGUUUUCACUGGAGAUGCUACAGGUCUAGUGACUGUGUGGAAGCUGGCAGCAGGAGCAACAAGUGGAGCAGCCAUGGCAGAGUGAAUCCUUUGCCUUUGUAGGAUUUGAGAUACCAGAUCUCUUUUUGUUUAUAUUAAUCCAGGCUGCAUCAAGAUUUUGGAUGCAUUGGUGCAGCUUGUUAGUGAGGCAAAAACCAACACCUAAAAGAUCAAUGUGGGUUGUUGAUUCUUGUGAAUUCGACUUGUAUAUUAUAUAUAUAUACAGAUUCAUAUAUGCGCAAUGAAAGAUGAAGUACCAUUGAGGUUGAGGUUCCUUUUAUUCCCUACACUUUGUCAAUGCAUUUUGGGCCGCAUAGGUGCCGUCGGGCCUGGAGGUACUAUGGGCCGAAACCCAAGAUGGUUCCUGCAACUCCGGCCUUUCUAUGGCGUUUCGCCCGUGAUUUUCAACAAACGAUUUUCGCGUUGUGAUAAUUACAGCAAUUAAAAUUCUAAUCAUUGAUUGAUAUUGUUAUAUUUUACUGGAUUAAUGGUGUCAGUUGUCAUUAGAUUUUAGGGAGAUUAGAUUUAUGAAAUGGAAAGAGAGAAAGAAGAAUAUAUGGCUCGCUAAAAGUGAUUUAAGUGAGAGAGAGGGAGGCAGAGGAUGGGCCACCAUGGCCCACAUCUUUGUUGUCUCGGUGGAUCGUGACUGUGACAUCAACAGGCCCAUCUUCAUUAUUAUCUUCAAACAAUGACUUAUGGACACACUCAAUUUUGAUGUGUGUAUAUUAAAUAUUGAAAACGAAAUUAUUAAAACAAGAAAACAGUUUUCAUUCUCACAAAAAAAAAAAAAAAAAAAACAGUUUUCAUAUUAAGAUGAGAUCCUGCAACUCUCUUUGCUUAUUGAGAUUUUGUGUUACUUCCUCAUCAUAGCUUUUAUUUUCUUUUAUUAUCAAUAGAGGCGAGUAUAUGAGUGGUUAAUCUGUGACUUCAUGUUGGUGGAUCGUUAAUUGGAAUCUUUCUGUUCACAUUUAUAUGGGUGUUGGUGGAUGGAUUGUGAGAUAGUUUAAUGACUCGUACCAUAUAUUUCACAUGAUAAAUCUCUUUUUUUUAUAAGGAUGAUUUGGGUUUUUACUUUUUUUGUGAUUAUUAAGUACUAUUGAAAGAAUUGGAACCUGAAACAUCGAUGUUCUAGACUAAUGUUGUUAUACCACUAGACCAAACCUUGUUUAUCAAAAGCUUUCUAUUUUUUAUUUUUUAUUUUUUAGAAAUUUAUUAUUAAACUAGCAAUUCUGAAAAGAAAAUGCAUGUAAUAAAUGAACCUAACAAGGGCUGUCUGUUCCAACCACAAAAUGAAAAAAAAAAAAAAAAAACAACGGCUGUCCUGUACUAUAUACUGUCCCCCCACACUCUAUUAUUGUUUGUUUAUUUAUUUUGUUCCAACUAGAAAAGCAAAGCAAAGUCACAUCUGUUUCUUUCUUAUAUUCUAAUCAAAACCAGAACAAGUCUCGAUGGUCAUGGGGAUGCCUUACAAUUGUAGGGGAAGCAGUGCCCUCUCUCUGCCUCCCCACUGCCCUCUACCAUGAAGAAGAAAAGCAAAUCGGUACUGCACUUUGAUACCUUUGUUUAUUGCUGUUUGUUGUAUCAGAAUUUCAGAAUGGUCAUGUGGGAUAAUAGAUGUUAUGGGACUUCAUGGAAUGUGUAAGUUUAGAUGUUAAAUAAUUGUGUUGAUGGGUUGUCCAACUCAUAACUCAGAUGUCAGAAGGAAGAAAAUAACGAGAGAGAGAGAAAAAAAAUCCGACCCGAUUCGAUUUUGUUUCGAAUUUGGUGGGAGCACGAAGAAUGGUUAACACGUAAAUACGAUAAUGUCAUGUGGUUUUGAUAGGCAAAGAAAAUUAAUAACCCUGUAAUGACUUGUGGAGCUACUAUUUACUUGUUUUUUUUACAUGUAAUACCACAUUAGACAAAUCAGCAAAAGAAUACGCAUUAGACAAAUCUCAUAUCGUCAAAUUAAGGGAGAAAUUUAUGAUUCAUAAAAAAAACGUACAACCUUAACUGAUAAGGUGCAAUUUGGUACGAAACCAAUGAAAUCCGGUAAGAAUUGUAAAGUUAAAUAUACUUAGUGAAACAAUACAAUGAUGAGUGACUUCUCGAAAUGUCACUAUAAUGCACCCCCAAAAGAAAACCGUAACGAAUGACCACAUAGCAGACAAUAUCUUUCGUAUUAAAAUCCAGAUAGUAACAAAUACCAUGGUAAAUUUCCUAUCUCCGGGAAAGGAAAUAAAAAAAAAGGAAAUAAAAUGGAGAUAUGGGCCAGAUAUACUGAUAAACACUCCCAUCCAUCCUCUGGUGUGGACUGUGGUAUACUUCUUCUUCUGUUCACUUGUUUAAGGUGGGGAAGAGGGCAGAAACAUGCAUAUGAUGAUUUUUAAUCAAUUAAUAAAGCUAAAAUAAACAAAGACCAUUUCUUUUUCUAAACUGAUUGGUUUGUUUGUUUGUUUGGGAGUGUGUCAUUUUCUCCCUCUCUUUCUCCCUCUAUCUCUUUAUCCUGUUAUCUCCUUCCCUGUGUGUAGCUGUUGAACAUUUGCAGUGAGUGACCACUCUGGGUUUUGAGAAGCCAGUUGAAAAAGGAUAUCCUUUUUAUAAAGGUGAUGUUACUGUUCAAAGUGUUCAUUUUCGCUUUCCUCCAUCCUUUUUUUUUUAACUUAAAAAGGCAAAACACACUGUUUAGCACCACAACCUCUGACUUUCUUUUUAAUGUUGAUUCAUCCAUUCAUUCGUUCAAACACAAAAUCCUCACUAAUUAUUGCUUCACAGCUUCAGCUUCUGUUGGUGCUCUUGCUCUUGCUUCCCCAUAAUUGUCUGCCAUCUCUCUCUCCUUCUUCUCUCUCUCUACAUAUUUAUGGCUCCUUAUAAUUGUACUUUCACCUACUGCUCCUUUUAGUAGUAAAAACUAGGAGAGAGUAAAGAGUACCAUACUUGCCCACUUGCUGGCUUGCUCUCUCUUCUCUCUGUGGUGUGGAUAUGUGUUUCUCUUCAUCUUUUCAAGUUUUUUCAACCCUUUUGUUGCUGCAACCAGCACUGAAAUUCAGCAUCAUCUGAGGCUACUUCCCUUCUUUUGCUCCCUCCCCAAAAGUGGAUUUCUUUCUGGUUUCCUCCAUGAAGCGAACUUCUCUUCUCUCGGGCUCAGAUUCCAUUAUCACUCCCGUGUAAGCUACUUUACUUUUCUUCCAAAGCCCAGUCUUUUCUUCCCUUUCUCUCUUUUCUUGGUGUAAUUUGGUUUGUACUUUGUUGGGUUUGUGAUGAAUCUCUGUGUUUCUGAGUCAUGGUUGCUGAGAUUUAUGUUGAUGUCCCCAAAAUUUGUUCAAUUCUGACAUCUUAUCCUGUUCCCUAUGUUGUGUUUUCACUUUUCUGAUGUGGGUUUUCUUUGUUUCACCUUUGCCAUUCUUUUCUGCUUCUCCUUUGAAAUUGAAGUGCUAAAGCUAACCCGGGCUCUUUGUUCUAUUCGCUUAGACUUGGUCAGAUUCACUAACCCUUUCUGCUCAAACAGUUUACUGGUAGUACAGCAGAAAGCUGGUUGAGCUUGUUAUAUCUUUCAAAAGCUUUGACCUUUAUCAGCUGAGUAAUGAAUGAUGUGGUUGAGGUUCUUUGUGCUUGUUGUAGUUGGAGAUUCAGUGGCUGUUUGAAUACUGUCUUGUGUAGUGGCUCAUCUAUACUCAACCUCUGAUCUGAGAUCAACCAAUGGUCUAGCAUCUGGGGUUGAAACAUUUUCCAAAUCAUCAGCUUCAUGCUUAUCAGGAAGCAUGAAGAAAUCUGGGUAGGAGUAGGCCCUCUAUGCUGUUUGUUUUUGCUGUUCCGUAAUCAUGAAACUGCUCCAUAAUUGGACUAGUUCUCAUUCUUAAGUAGUAAAUUCAAUUCUAUGCU